Messenger RNA from Heterotrigona itama, 3321 nucleotides. The record is from the annotation of a GenBank genome assembly. Lineage: Eukaryota; Metazoa; Arthropoda; Insecta; Hymenoptera; Apidae.
CAAAAUGAGCGAUUAGGAAAAAUACCGGUGAUAAGAAGACAAGAAACUUCAAUCAUAUUUAAUCUAAGUGUGGACUCGUAUAAAAUAAUCUGAGCAGGGAAUAUUAAAGCAUUCCGAGUACAAACAAUUGAAAUAUUCGCACGUUUCAAAUUGCUAGAUUUAAAUCUGACAAUUUCUCAACCUUGAACGAGCCUAAUGAAAAUGCAGUAUUCCUGUAUCGAUAGUGUCUUCUAUGCACGCCGACAGAGGGCGAACGAACCGCGUUCAUCUCUACAAAUUUAUCACUCUUCCGACGAGGAAUUCCAUUAUAUUUAAAACGCAUUCCUACUUUUCCUCGAAAAACGAAACUACUCUUUGACGGGUUUCCAAUGAAACGAAAAUGUCGUGCAUCUCUCCCUUCGAUCGUCGUGCUCAACGUCAUAACGAUACGCUUGGUAACAUCGACACCACCUGGUGGCGACAGACAGGAAAGAAAACACGUCAAAGCCGCAAAGUUUCGCUGCCGCAGCGACAGUGAGCGAUUGCACGGCGAUACGGGAGCGAACAAUGAGAAAUUAUGCAGAAGUUGGUGAAUAUCACGCGAGAAACGGCCAGGAGGCGCGUGUAUAGCGUGAAAUAAUCGUGGACUAGGAUCGGACGGUGCAUGAAAAUGAUUAGUGGUAUUCAAAUCGCGCUGAAGAAUGCCAUUGACGUGAUAGCACCGCCUGCCACGCCGCUGCAAGACUUCACCUAUCAUUGGAAACAGCUUAUGAACUUUUAUGUGAACCAUCUGACGGAUUGCAAGGUGCCCAUACAGACGACCGGCAUACCACGGCAUUUGGAUAGAUUGCUAGAGAUAUUGCUGGAAGAGGAGAAGGAUGAGACGGAACCAGGGCCGUGUCUCGAGUACCUGUUGCAGCACAAACUACUGGACCUGCUGGCCACGCUUGCCAGCGCGGAAACUCCACCCGGAAUGAGGAUCAUCUGUUUGUCGUUUCUGAGGAAAUUAUUAGGAAGGUCCAAGUACCCUUUGCUGCAUCACACGUCGAUUUACGGGCCAGUGCAGCGACUGAUCGGUCUCUGCAAUGGCAGCCCACCGUCGCCAAUGGAAGCUGAGGAGGUCCAGUUCCUCCUCACGCUUUGCUUCCUAGUUUGUAAAUAUCCCCACGUGACCAACAUCAUAAACGACGCACCUAGCGUCCAGAGGCACAACGCCUCCGCCUCCAGGAGGAAUUCCGAAAGGAUGGAAGUGGAGAAGGUCACUUACAUCCCAGCCAGACGAAGGAACAACUUUAAUCCCUUGUUCGAACCGUUGGACACCCGAGCAGUCACGCUGAUCAAUCCCAACUUGUUCAGCUCGGAAAAUGACAGGAGACUUAGAUUUGUGGAAUGUAACAGGCCAUCUAGUAAGACUGAAACGACGAGAGGGUCGUCUAGUCAAUCGAACGGGUCGAUAUCUUCCAGAGACGUGGAGAACGCCUCGCAAUCCUCUAGCCCGAUAAUCCAAAAAACAAUAUCCGACGAGAAUUCGGUUGUCGCCGCGUCAUCUUCCGACUCUCAGGACUGUGACAUCUCGCAGAAGGGCGAGGAUGUCGCUCUGAUGAACGAGAUAGAUACCCAUUUGCAGAAUCUUCAGGAUCUGCGGUUGGACGUUGAGUAUGGAACUGCUUACGAGGACUCUAAUUGCGCGGAAGGGGAUCAGAGCCUUCUGAGACCGGAAACGCCACAGAAAUCGAAAUGCCUUCUACUAGAUGCCUUGUUGAGUUACAUAAAUACCGCGGACAAUACCGUGAGGAUAAGAGCCUGCGAGGGGAUAAUGGUCCUCGCAUCAUUGGACGAUUCAUCGUUCGCUCAAAUGGUAGCAAACAGCGACUUAGCAACCCUGAUAUCGAAUAGAUUAGAAAACCUGUUCAACGCCAUUCCGGCGCACGUCGAUCCAACGGAGAUCGACGGCGUGGACGUCACUUGGGGUUUAGAUUCGCCAGCGUGGACGAAGGAGAAGAAGUUCUCUGGCUGCAGGCAAGUCGCCGCGUUUUUCAUGUGGUUCGAUUAUUGCAAUCAACUGAUCAGGGAAGCACAUCCGGACGUGGCGCACGCGCUGGCGAAAAGCAUUAGAGCGAACUUUUUAGAAAAAAUCGUGACACCAGCACUGGCUGAACAUCACGUCGUUCUUAUUACCGCAUUGGUUACUAAAUGCUUGAAGGAACUAACAUCCAACGCCUUAUGUAUAGAAAUAAGUUAUUGGCUGGUGGGCCAAGACAGAGGCCCAGAGAUACCAAACGUGUGGACGUCACCUGUACUACAUAGGCUGAUAGACAAUUGUUUCACGGAUAGUGAGGAUUUAACGCUAGAAACGUUAAAACUGUUUGAGGAGAUGAUAGAAAAACGAAACGAACACAUACUGCACUGUCUCGUGCUGGUAUACUUGUCGACGCGAGGGUAUUACGAUAACACGGCAGCAGAUAGUGCAAUUGCAUCUUGGAGCGACGAGGAGGAUGAGCGAGAGAGGGAGAAGAAGGGCUCGCUAGAUCUCUCCUACGAGCAAAUUUCCUGUCCCUGAUUCCUCGUUAUCUACAAACGGACACGGAUGUGAACAAUUACGAGCGGUACAUGGCUGACUUAGAACAGCAGUAUUCCACUGUGCUGACAGACUGUUCGUUAAUGGCGUGGCCGUUAGAGGCGGUAACUGUAGACGAUUCCGCGAGUUCCGAUUCCAGGCCGGAAGCGGACCAUUGUUCCGUAAGAUUUUACAUGGGCCCGUUUAUGACAAUGCUUUUCGAGAAAGUGACGAAUAUUCCAAGACAAAAGUACGAGGUGAACCUGCAACUGACGGUGGUGAUCUCGAGGCUUGCGCUCUUACCUCAUCCGUACCUGCAUGAAUUUUUAUUAAACCCGUUGUUACCGUUAGCGCCCGGCACGAAGAACUUGUUCACCUGUUUGCAAAAGGUUGUCAAACAGCUGGUGAACGAGGUACCAAAGACGCCGGAUCACAAACAAAUGCUGAAGGAGACGCGAGAACGAUUACUAGAAGAUUGUUCCCACGAAGGGGAGAAGGAGAAUAUUCUGUUCGAAAGCGUGAUCGUGACGGAAGAAUUCUGCAAGGAACUGGCUGCGAUAGCAUACGUGAAAUACCACCAUUCUAUGUGAUAAUUGAUAUCAAAGAAAGCGAUGUAAAUUGUAGGAUUUAAUUACAAUACUAUGGCCGAGUAAAUUUACUUAAUGAUCGAUCAGUCAGUCUAGAUACGCUUAAAUAGAAAAUUGUUUUUUUUGUGAUGAAUUUGUAAGAUAUACGUAUACCUUAAGUAUAGCGAUUAUUAUAUUAAUGUUAAUAUUUACAAUCAC